UCAAACUGGAACGAUGUCGCGGCACCAGAACCAGAACACCAUCCAGGAGCUGCUGCAGAACUGCUCCGACUGCUUGAUGCGCGCAGAGCUGAUUGUGCAGCCGGAACUGAAAUACGGAGAUGGGAUACAGCUGGCUCGGAGCAGAGAAUUGGACGAGUAUUUUGCUCAGGCCAACGACCACAUGGAAAUUGCUGACAGCUUGGUCAGAGAAAUGCGGCAGAUGGGCCAGCCCUGCGAUGCUUAUCAGAAAAGGCUGCUUCAGCUCCAGGAGCAAAUGCGAGCCCUGUACAAGGCCAUUAGUGCCCCUCGAGCCCGAAGGGCCAGCUCCAAGGGCGGAGGAGGAUACACUUGUCAGAGCGGCUCCGGCUGGGACGAGUUCACCAAGCGCCUCACCAGCGAGUGCUUGGGGUGGAUGCGGCAGCAAAGGGCGGAGAUGGACCUGGUGGCCUGGGGUGUGGACCCGGGCUCGGUGGAGCAGCACAUCAACAGCCACAGAGUCAUCCACAACGCCAUCGGAGACUACCGCUGGCAGCUGGACAAAAUUAAAGCCGACCUGCGUGAGAAGUCUGCCAUCUACCAGCUGGAGGAGGAGUAUGAAAACCUGCUGAAAGCGUCCUUUGAGAGGAUGGACCACCUGCGCCAGCUGCAGAGCAUCAUCCAGGCCACGUCCCGAGAGAUCAUGUGGAUCAACGACUGUGAGGAGGAGGAGCUGCUCUACGACUGGAGCGAUAGGAACACCAACAUUGCCCAGAAACAGGAGGCCUUCUCUAUACGUAUGAGUCAGCUGGAGGUCAAGGAAAAGGAGCUCAAUAAGCUGAAACAAGAAAGUGACCAACUCGUCCUCAAUCAGCACCCAGCUUCGGACAAGAUCGAGGCCUACAUGGACACUCUUCAGACGCAGUGGAGCUGGAUUCUUCAGAUCACCAAAUGCAUCGAUGUUCAUCUCAAAGAGAACGCAGCCUAUUUUCAGUUUUUUGAAGAGGCUCAUUCGACAGAAGCGUACCUGAAGGGCCUCCAGGACUCCAUCAGGAAGAAGUACCCCUGCGACAAGAACAUGCCGCUGCAGCACCUGCUGGAACAGAUCAAAGAGCUGGAGAAAGAACGAGAGAAAAUCCUUGAAUAUAAGCGUCAGGUGCAGAACUUGGUAAACAAGUCCAAGAAGAUUGUACAACUGAAACCGCGUAACCCCGACUACAGGAGCAAUAAACCCAUCAUUCUCCGGGCCCUCUGUGACUACAAGCAAGACCAGAAAAUCGUGCACAAGGGGGACGAGUGCAUCCUGAAGGACAACAAUGAGCGCAGCAAGUGGUACGUGACGGGCCCGGGCGGCGUGGACAUGCUCGUGCCUUCCGUCAGCCUGAUCAUUCCUCCUCCCAACCCGCUGGCCGUGGACCUCUCUGGCAAGAUCGAGCAGUACUACGAGGCCAUCCUGGCCCUGUGGAACCAGCUGUACAUCAACAUGAAGAGCCUGGUGUCCUGGCACUACUGCAUGAUUGACAUCGAGAAAAUCAGAGCCAUGACCAUCGCCAAGCUGAAGACCAUGCGGCAGGAGGAUUACAUGAAGACGAUAUCCGACCUGGAGCUGCAUUACCAAGAGUUCAUCAGAAACAGCCAAGGCUCCGAGAUGUUUGGGGAUGACGACAAGCGCAAGAUCCAGUCUCAGUUCACCGACGCCCAGAAGCAUUACCAGACCCUGGUCAUUCAGCUCCCAGGCCACCCCCAGCACCAGACCAUAACCACGACUGAAAUCACCCAUCACGGUACCUGCCAGGAUGUCAACCACAAUAAAGUCAUUGAAACCAACAGAGAGAAUGACAAGCAGGAGACCUGGAUGCUGAUGGAGCUCCAGAAGAUCCGCAGGCAGAUGGAGCUCUGCGAGAGCAGGAUGGCCCUGAAAAACCUCCUUCAGGCUGACCACGGGUCCUCUCACCACAUCACGGUGAAAAUCAACGAGCUCAAGAGUGUGCAGAAUGAUUCACAAGCGCUCGCUGAAGUUCUCAACCAGCUUAAAGAUAUGCUUGCUAACUUCAGAGGCUCAGAAAAGUACUGCUACUUACAGAACGAAGUGUUUGGACUGUUUCAAAAACUGGAGAAUAUCAAUGGUGUUACAGAUGGCUACUUGAACAGCCUGUGCACAGUAAGGGCACUGCUGCAGGCCAUCCUCCAGACCGAGGAUAUGCUGAAGGUUUAUGAAGCCAGACUCACGGAGGAGGAAACAGUUUACCUGGACCUGGACAAAGUGGAAGCUUACCGCUGUGGACUGAAGAAAAUAAAAAACGACCUGAACUUGAAGAAAUCGUUGUUGGCCACCAUGAAGACAGAGCUGCAGAAAGCGCAGCAGAUCCACUCACAGACCUCACAGCAGUACCCACUGUACGACCUGGAUCUGGGCAAGUUCAGUGAGAAAGUCACGCAGCUGACAGACCGCUGGCAAAGGAUCGACAAACAGAUCGACUACAGAUUAUGGGACCUGGAGAAACAAAUCAAACAACUGAGGAAUUAUCGCGAUAACUAUCAGGCUUUCUGCAAGUGGCUCUAUGAUGCCAAGCGACGCCAGGAUUCUUUGGAAUCCAUGAAGUUCGGAGAUUCUAACACAGUCAUGCGGUUUUUGAAUGAGCAGAAGAACUUGCACAAUGAAAUAUCAGGCAAACGAGACAAAUCAGAAGAAGUACAAAAAAUUGCUGAACUUUGUGCAAAUUCAAUUAAGGAUUAUGAACUCCAGCUGGCAUCCUACACCUCUGGACUAGAAACUCUACUGAACAUACCUAUCAAGAGAACCAUGGUUCAAUCCCCUUCUGGAGUGAUUCUGCAAGAGGCUGCAGAUAUUCAUGCUCGGUACAUAGAACUACUGACAAGGUCUGGAGAUUAUUACAGAUUCUUAAGUGAGAUGCUAAAGAGUUUGGAAGAUCUGAAGCUGAAAAAUACCAAGAUUGAAGUUUUGGAAGAGGAGCUCAGACUGGCUCGAGAUGCCAACUCGGAAAACUGCAAUAAGAACAAAUUCCUGGAUCAGAACCUGCAGAAGUACCAGGCAGAGUGUUCCCAGUUCAAAGCUAAACUUUCGAGCCUGGAGGAGCUGAAGAGACAAGCUGAGCUGGAUGGAAAGUCAGCGAAGCAAAACCUAGACAAGUGCUACGGCCAAAUCAAGGAACUCAACGAGAAGAUCACCCGGCUGACUUACGAGAUCGAGGAUGAGAAGAGAAGGAGAAAGACAGUGGAGGACAGAUUUGACCAGCAGAAGAACGACUACGACCAACUGCAGAAAGCAAGGCAAUGUGAGAAGGAGAGCCUUGGUUGGCAGAAACUAGAGUCUGAGAAAGCCAUCAAGGAGAAGGAGUAUGAGAUAGAAAGGUUGAGGGUUCUCCUGCAGGAGGAAGGCGCCCGGAAGAGAGAAUAUGAAAAUGAGCUGGCAAAGGUAAGAAACCACUAUAAUGAGGAGAUGAGUAAUUUAAGGAACAAGUAUGAAACAGAGAUUAACAUUACGAAGACCACCAUCAAGGAGAUAUCCAUGCAAAAAGAGGAUGAUUCCAAAAAUCUUAGAAACCAGCUGGAUCGACUCUGCAGGGAAAAUCGAGAUCUAAAGGAGGAAAUCGUCAGGCUCAACGACAGCAUCUUGCAGGCCACGGAGCAGCGCAGGCGGGCUGAAGAAAACGUCCUUCAGCAGAAGGCCUGUGGCUCCGAGGCCAUGGAGAAGAAGCAGCGCCUGGAGAUAGAGCUGAAGCAGGUCAUCCAGCAGCGCUCGGAGGACAAUGCCAGGCACAAGCAGUCCCUGGAGGAGGCUGCCAAGACCAUUCAGGACAAAAACAAGGAGAUCGAAAGACUCAAAACUGAGUACCAGGAGGAGGCCAAGCGCCGCUGGGAAUACGAAAAUGAACUGGGUAAGGUAAGGAACAGUUACGAUGAGGAGAUCAUUAGCUUAAAGAACCAGUUCGAGACUGAAAUCAACAUCACCAAAGCCACCAUCCACCAGCUCACCAUGCAGAAGGAAGAGGACACCAGCGGCUACCGAGCCCAGAUCGACACUCUCACCCGAGAGAACAGGAGCCUAACUGAGGAAAUCAAGAGGCUGAAGAACACGCUCACCCAGACCACCGAGAAUCUCAGGAGGGUUGAAGAGAACGCUCAACAGCAGAAGGCCACCGGCUCCGAGGUGGCUCAGAGGAAACAGCAGCUGGAGGUCGAGCUGAGACAGGUCACUCAGAUGCGAACGGAAGAGAGCGUGAGGUAUAAGCAGUCUCUGGAUGAUGCCGCCAAAACGAUCCAGGAUAAAAACAAGGAGAUCGAGCGGCUCAAACAACUGAUCGAGAAAGAAACGAGUGAGCGCAAGUGCCUGGAAGACGAGAAUGCGAAACUGCAGCGGGCCCAGUACGAUCUGCAGAAAGCAAACAGCUGCGCCACUGAGACCAUAAGCAAGCUGAAGGUUCAGGAACAGGAGCUGGUGCGCCUGAGAAUCGAUUAUGAAAGGGUUUCCCAGGAGAGGACUGUGAAGGACCAGGAUAUCACACGAUUCCAAAGCUCUCUGAAGGAGCUGCAGUUGCAGAAGCAGAAAGUGGAGGAGGAGCUCAAUCGCCUCAAGAGGACGGCCUCUGAGGACUCUUCCAAACGCAAGAAGCUGGAGGAGGAGCUGGAAGGUAUGAGGCGCUCGCUGAAAGAGCAAGCCAUCAAAAUCACCAGCCUGACCCAGCAGCUGGAGCAGGCGACCAUCAUUAAGAAGAGGAGCGAGGACGACCUCCGGCAGCAGAGGGACGUGCUGGACGGCCACCUGCGGGACAAGCAGAGGACUCAGGAAGAGCUGAGGAGGCUGUCCUCGGAGGUCGAGGCUCUCAGGCGGCAGUUGCUCCAGGAACAGGAAAAUGUCAAGCAGGCUCACGUGAGGAAUGAGCAUUUCCAGAAGGCGAUCGAAGAUAAAAGCAGGAGCUUGAAUGAAAGCAAAAUCGAAAUCGAGAGGCUGCAGUGUCUCACAGAGAACCUGACCAAGGAGCACUUGAUGUUGGAAGAAGAGCUGCGAAACCUGAGGCUGGAAUAUGACGACCUGAGAAAGAACCGGAGCGAAGUGGAUAAUGACAAAAACGCCACCAUCUCGGAACUAAGGAGCCAGCUGCAGAUCAGCAACAACCGAACUUUGGAACUGCAGGGGCUGAUUAAUGAUUUACAGAGAGAAAGGGAAAAUUUGAGACAGGAAAUUGAGAGAUUCCAAAAGCAGGCGUUAGAGGCAUCUAAUAGGAUUCAGGAAUCAAAGACUCAGUGCACUCAGGUGGUGCAGGAAAGGGAGAGUCUUCUGAUGAAGAUCAAGGUUCUGGAGCAAGACAAGACGAGGCUUCAGAGGCUGGAGGAUGAGCUGAAUCGUGCAAAAGCGACUCUGGAGGCAGAAAGCAGGGUGAAGCAGCGCCUGGAGUGUGAGAAACAGCAGAUCCAGAAUGACCUGAACCAGUGGAAAACUCAGUAUUCUCGCAAGGAGGAGGCUAUUCGGAAGAUAGAGUCAGAAAGAGAAAAGAGUGAGAGAGAGAAGAACAGCCUUAGGAGCGAGAUCGAGAGACUCCAGGCAGAGAUCAAGAGGAUCGAAGAGAGGUGUAGGCGGAAGUUGGAGGAUUCUAGCAGGGAGACACAGUCACAGUUGGAGACAGAGCGUUGUCGACUUCAGAGGGAGAUUGAUAAACUCAGACAGCGUCCAUACGGGUCCCAUCGGGAGACCCAGACUGAGUAUGAAUGGACUGUCGACUCUUCCACGCUGGUGUUUGAUGGCCUGAGGAAGAAGGUGACCGCCAUGCAGCUCUAUGAGUGCCAGCUGAUUGACAAGAGCACCUUGGACAAAUUAUUGAAGGGGAAAAAGUCGGUGGAAGAAGUUGCUUCUGAAAUCCAGCCUUUCCUUCGGGGCGCAGGAGCUAUCGCUGGCGCUUCUGCUUCUCCUAAGGAAAAGUAUUCUUUGGUAGAGGCCAAGAGAAAGAAAUUUAUCACUCCAGAAUCCACAGUCAUGCUUCUGGAGGCCCAGGCAGCUACAGGUGGUAUAAUCGAUCCCCAUCGGAAUGAGAAGCUGACCGUCGACAACGCCAUCGCGCGGGACCUCAUCGAUUUUGAUGACCGUCAGCAGAUAUAUACGGCUGAAAAAGCCAUUACUGGUUUUGAUGAUCCAUUUUCAGGCAAGACGGUAUCCGUGUCGGAAGCCAUCAAGAAAAACUUGAUUGAUAGGGAGACCGGAAUGCGCCUGCUGGAAGCACAGAUCGCUUCAGGGGGCGUAGUAGACCCCGUGAAUAGUGUCUUUUUGCCAAAAGAUGUUGCCUUGGCUCGUGGGCUGAUUGACAGGGAUUUAUAUCGGUCCCUGAAUGAUCCCAGAGAUAGCCAGAAGAACUUUGUGGACCCAGUCACCAAAAAGAAGGUCAGUUACAUGCAGCUGAGGGAGCGGUGCAGAAUCGAACCACACACUGGUUUGCUUUUGCUCUCAGUCCAGAAGAGAAGCAUGUCCUUCCAAGGAAUCAGACAGCCUGUGACCGUCACUGAGCUGGUCGAUUCUGGUAUUUUGAGACCAUCCACUGUAAAUGAACUGGAAACAGGUCAGAUUUCUUACGAUGAGGUCGGUGAGAGGAUUAAGGACUUCCUUCAGGGCUCGAGCUGCAUAGCAGGCAUAUACAAUGAAACCACCAAGCAGAAGCUUGGCAUUUAUGAGGCCAUGAAAAUUGGCUUGGUCCGACCUGGUACUGCUCUGGAGUUGCUAGAAGCCCAAGCAGCUACUGGCUUUAUCGUGGAUCCUGUUAGCAACUUGAGGUUACCGGUGGAGGAAGCCUAUAAAAGAGGUCUGGUGGGCAUUGAGUUCAAAGAGAAGCUCUUGUCUGCAGAGCGAGCUGUCACUGGGUAUAACGAUCCUGAAACCGGAAACAUCAUCUCUUUGUUUCAAGCCAUGAACAAGGAACUCAUCGAAAAGGGCCAUGGUAUUCGCUUACUGGAAGCCCAGAUUGCCACCGGUGGGAUCAUCGACCCGAAAGAGAGCCAUCGUUUACCCGUUAACAUGGCGUACAAGAGGGGUUAUUUUAAUGAGGAACUCAACGAGAUCCUGUCAGAUCCGAGUGAUGAUACCAAAGGCUUUUUUGACCCCAACACUGAAGAAAAUCUUACCUAUCUGCAACUCAAAGAAAGAUGCAUUAAGGAUGAGGAAACGGGGCUCUGUCUUCUGCCCCUGAAAGAAAAGAAGAAACAGAUACAGACGUCACAAAAGAAUACCCUCAGGAAGCGCAGAGUGGUCAUAGUUGACCCGGAAACCAACAAGGAGAUGUCCGUUCAGGAGGCCUACAAGAAGGGCCUCAUUGAUUAUGAAACCUUCAAAGAACUGUGUGAGCAGGAAUGCGAGUGGGAGGAGAUAACCAUCACGGGGUCAGAUGGCUCCACCAGGGUAGUCCUCGUCGACAGGAAGACAGGCAGUCAGUAUGAUAUCCAAGACGCUAUUGACAAGGGUCUUGUAGACAGGAAGUUCUUUGACCAGUAUCGAUCCGGCAGCCUCAGCCUCACUCAGUUUGCCGACAUGAUCUCCUUGAAAAAUGGUGUCAGUAACAGCAGUGGCCUGGGUGGAAGUGUCAAUGAUGAUGUUUUCAGCAGCUCCCGACAUGAAUCAGUCAGUAAGAUUUCCACCAUAUCCAGUGUUCGGAAUUUAACCAUUAGGAGCAGCUCUCUGUCGGAUCCCCUGGAAGAAUCGAGUCCAAUUGCAGCCAUCUUUGACACCGAAAACUUGGAGAAAAUCUCCAUUACAGAAGGUAUAGAGCGGGGCAUCGUGGAUAGCAUCACUGGACAGAGGCUUCUGGAAGCUCAGGCCUGCACAGGCGGCAUCAUCCACCCUACUACUGGUCAGAAGCUGUCACUUCAGGAUGCAGUCUCCCAGGGGGUCAUUGACCAAGAUAUGGCCACCAGGCUGAAGCCUGCUCAGAAAGCCUUCAUUGGCUUCGAAGGCGUAAAGGGAAAGAAGAAGAUGUCAGCUGCAGAGGCAGUGAAAGAAAAAUGGCUCCCCUAUGAGGCAGGUCAACGCUUCCUGGAGUUCCAGUACCUCACGGGAGGCCUUGUCGACCCAGAAGCCCAUGGGAGGAUAAGCAUGGAAGAAGCCAUCAGAAAGGGGUUCAUUGAUGGCCGAGGGGCUCAGAGGCUGCAAGACACCAGCAGCUAUGCCAAAAUCCUAACCUGCCCCAAAACCAAAUUAAAAAUAUCCUAUAAGGAUGCCGUGAAUCGCUCCAUGGUGGAAGAUAUCACUGGCUUACGCCUCCUGGAAGCCGCCUCUGUGUCAUCCAAGGGCUUACCUAGCCCUUACAACAUGUCUUCGGCUCCAGGCUCCCGCUCUGGCUCCCGCUCUGGCUCUCGCUCUGGCUCUCGCUCUGGUUCACGCAGUGGGUCCCGGAGAGGAAGCUUUGAUGCCACGGGGAAUUCUUCUUACUCUUACUCGUAUACAUUUAGCAGCAGCUCCAUUGGGCACUAGUAGUCAGUUAGAGAUUGUCGCUAUCCCUUGGCUUUAUUAAUAUGAAUUCCCACUCUUUGAUAAUAAAAAAGAAAGCCUUGUGCUUGUAGUAUACGGAUAGAAUUUUCUGUGCUUAAAAAAACAAAAACCAAAAAACAAACAAAAAAAAGGUAGCCUUGGUCAAAAUCAAAUAGUAAAAGCUGUUUUUGGCUUUUUAUCUUCUUAGCUCAUUUUAACUAAA
Messenger RNA from Tupaia belangeri chinensis (Chinese tree shrew), 8666 nucleotides. It is a transcript of the gene DSP, whose product is annotated as desmoplakin. Gene Ontology annotation, biological process: skin development; cell-cell adhesion; intermediate filament cytoskeleton organization. NCBI's taxonomy places the organism in Eukaryota, Metazoa, Chordata, Mammalia, Scandentia, Tupaiidae. Gene Ontology annotation, molecular function: protein binding; structural molecule activity. The record is from RefSeq and is a predicted model, not a curated record. Gene Ontology annotation, cellular component: cytoplasm; intercalated disc; intermediate filament.